AUGACAGCCACAUACUCGGAUACGAUGGACCCGCGCAAUCUUUACGACUGGGAGCUGUCCGAGGAUACUACCACCCUCCCAGACCCAAGACCCUUGACUGAGUCUACGCCAGCCACCUAUAUGAUUGCCCAGGGCCGCCUCUUCCGUGCUUUGGGCCGUAUUCCGGUUUUUAACAACACCCCGGGCCCCUACUCUUAUGACACUGUCCUCGAAAUUGACAACGCCGUGCACAAGGCCUAUCAGAACUUCCCUCCGCACCAUGAAAAUGGACGGUGCCGGAGACGGGACAAACUCCGGGAAAGCUACAUCCAACUUCUCAAAUCUGAGCCUGUAGUCUAUGUAUCACAAAGGGAUCUGCACCCUACACUGAAAGCUUAUGGCCAAAGGCAGAAUCACUCCCCAAUUCAAAUUCUCUCGGGAUCGGUGCAUUUCAUCUACUCUGACACUCCUGAACUAUCAAAAGAUCUUGGAUCCAUAUUGCUCGAGUUAGGACAGAGAUUCCCGGAUGUGGACGCAUCCUCUGACACCGAGGCUCUCUUGCAGACAUUGGAAAUGUAUUCUACUUAUUGGGAAAAGGCGAAAGACUCUUGUGAUGAGGCCUGGAAGGUCCACCAGAUUUUGUCUGGAAUGCUUUCAGGUUUUCGACCAGGCACAGCAACCGAUUUGCCCCAGACAUUACCAUCAGGACUAUCAUUUGAGAUCCCGGGUUUUAGUCCACAGCUUCCAGAACUCACCAGUGAUUGCAAGGUCAAGAAUGAUUUAUCUAACAUGGGCAUUGAUUGGGCUACGUGGGACGCCUUCAUCGAAGAUGCUACUUUUGAAAACGGACCUGUAUAUCGAAACACUGCAUUCCUUUAA
Molecule: messenger RNA, 858 nt
Organism: Penicillium alfredii
Lineage: Eukaryota; Fungi; Ascomycota; Eurotiomycetes; Eurotiales; Aspergillaceae
Product: fungal specific transcription factor domain-containing protein
Exons: 3
Coding region: 1-858 (285 amino acids)
Source: RefSeq, a predicted model, not a curated record